This is a messenger RNA of Coniophora puteana RWD-64-598 SS2, 744 nucleotides long. RefSeq names its product carbohydrate-binding module family 13 protein. The coding region runs from base 1 to 744 and encodes 247 amino acids. The transcript is spliced from 5 exons. The record is from RefSeq and is a predicted model, not a curated record. NCBI's taxonomy places the organism in Eukaryota, Fungi, Basidiomycota, Agaricomycetes, Boletales, Coniophoraceae.
AUGAACAUCGCUGACUACGACGACUCUAGCGAGUUGAUCAUUGUCGAGGCGGAUCAAUCGAGCGCCCACUCAUCUCCAGUGACACAAUCUUCAGAGACCUUCAAGUUUGACAUGGAGGGAGGCCCGAUACACGCCGGCAUCUAUCAGCUCGUCCAGUUUGGGGGAGAGACAGCGAUGGAUCUGUCAGCAGGCGAUAACAGAACACUUAUAGCGUACGGGAAGCACGAGAGCGACAAUCAAAAGUGGGAGUUCUCUCCGCUGGGAGCCGGAUACUCCAUCAAAGGCAUGCAUUCGGGGACAUAUCUCACCUGUGAGACGGUGCAGAUGAACGCCACGAUAAUCGCGACUCCGUAUCCUGUAAGCUGGUCCGUAGAGAACAUCUCCGGCAAGCAAGAGCCAACUGUUCGGAUUGUGUGGCCAAACAGUCCUUUGGCAAUGACAUUGAUCAGCUCGAGCUCUGGGACCAGGGUGAAGCUGGCGUCCGUUGGGCAGACAGGACAGGAAUGGGCGGCUCAUCGCGUUGGUGAGCUUUCGACAAACCCCCAACCAGGACCUGGUGCGCCGGUAGUCACUCAGUCGACGUACACGAUAUCGAGCUCCGAGCCUGCUAUACGCGUGAACGGGGGAGGGAACCACCCUACAAUCGUUAUCAACAGCAGAGAUGCCAUUCCGGAAAGCGGGGAGUUGGUGUUCACGUCAACAACCACUACGGUGACCAAGAUUGAUAGAAAUGUGAGGAAGUAG